Molecule: messenger RNA, 5959 nt
Organism: Argiope bruennichi
Lineage: Eukaryota; Metazoa; Arthropoda; Arachnida; Araneae; Araneidae
Gene: Cad74A
Product: cadherin-23-like
Exons: 41
Coding region: 205-5691 (1828 amino acids)
Biological process (GO): homophilic cell-cell adhesion
Cellular component (GO): plasma membrane
Molecular function (GO): calcium ion binding
Source: RefSeq, a predicted model, not a curated record
UGUGAGCUAAGGCCGUCAGCUCGCGGUCCUUCCAUUUCACAGUUUAUUCAAAAGCUCAGGCCUGCGAACGAGUCUCAGUUCACCUUUUGCCUUUUAAUACAAAUAAGACGGAUUUAGCUCCCUGCAGUGUUUGUUCCUUGGAUUAAUUGGAUUACUUAAUUUGGAUUAAAGGUAAAAAUGAGGUAGCAGAAGCAAUCUUUCGGGAUGUCAAACAAUGGAUUCAUCAGUAAAGACGUCGUCAUUGCAAAUAUCAUGAAAUACAUUUCCUUAGUUUUUGUUAUAAGCUCAUUGUUAGCAACAAAAUGUUCCGGACAGAUCAAUCGUCCGCCAGAAUUUGUCAAAGGUGGGGAUAUGGACAAAUUCUCAUUAAACGAAGAUACGCCAGUUGGGUCUUCUGUAUAUACUCUGCGGGCCAGGGAUCCAGAAAACACUCGCGUCCACUAUUACAUCAGCGGUGAUUCCUUAUCAGUGGAGCGAGACACGGGGGUGGUCAAGCUGAUCCGCCCCCUCGACAGAGAAGUCGAGAGUUCAGUCGAGGUCAUCAUCAGCAUUACAGACGAGAGCGUUGCUGGCCUCCAACCCAACACGAUAUCAAUACGAAGAGAAAUUCUCAUCUUAGAUCAAAAUGAUAAUCCUCCAAAAUUCCAAAAUGCACCCUAUAUCAUCUCAGUAGAUGAAACUACAACUCCUGGAACCACCAUUUACAAAGAUAUCAUAGUAACAGAUGCAGAUAUAGGAGCCAAUGCUGAAAUGAAACUCUCUUGUUUAAGUGAACUAACUCCUUUAGCGUGCCAAAAAUUUGAAAUUCGAAGCGUUGCCAUUAGUGCUGGAAGAAUUCGAGGAGAAAUUGUUCUAACAGAAGCAGUUGAUUAUGAAGAACAGACAUCGUACACGAUGUCAAUACAAGCUGAAGAUUUAUCAGAAUUCAGAAAAAUGAAAUCAACUACUAGUAUUUUAAUAAAUAUCAAUGACAUCCAAGAUCAGCCACCGCUGUUUCAAAACGCCCCAUUUACGGCAACAGUUCUGGAGAAUAGUGUUAAGGGAACUUCAGUAUUGAAUCUGGUUGUCCGAGAUGGAGAUUCUGGAGAUCCUAGAGAAUUGCUGUUACUUAUAGAGAAUGAUGACAAUGGGUAUUUCCGAUUAGGAGAAAUAUCGCAGGAUGAUCGGAAAGUCUUUACAACGACUUUACAAACAAAUAAUCCCAUCGAUAGAGAAAAUGAGGAAAUUUUGGACAAUGGUGGGCUGUACAUGUUUCGUGUAAAGGCUAUAGAACUCGUGGAUGGUUUGCCUGUUGGAGAAUCUACCACAUCAAAUGUUACUAUCGUCGUUGGCGACGUCAAUGAUCAAGCUCCUUUGUUCAAUGAAAGAGAAUUCAAUGUGACAAUUCCAGAAGACAUCGGAACGAACACGCCGCUUCCCGGUCUCAAUCUUGUUGUUACAGAUAUGGAUGUGGGAGAUAAUGCAAAAUUUGAAUUGGUUUUGGAAGACAUGUUAAAUUCCGAAGGAAUGUUCGCAGUAUUUCCAUCAGUUGCCAUUGGAAGGACCCCUGUCAUCAUUCGUGUCAUCAACGCCAAUGAAUUAGAUUACGAAAAACCAGAGAAGCGACUGUUUAUCUUUAAAGUUAAAACGAUUCAAGAAGGAUUCGCCAGUGAUUCGGCAGUUGUAACGGUUACACUAACGGAUGCCAAUGAUAAUGCUCCAAUGUUCGAAAAGGAUCAGUACACAUUGCAUGUACCAGAAAAUGUUGCGCCAGGAACCAGUGUGUUUAUAUUACCUGCACGUGACAAAGACAGCAGUGCGUUUGGAAAAGUAACUUAUUCAUUAAAAGGAUUCGGUUCGGACAAAUUCGAGGUUAUUCCAGAUACUGGAGAAAUAAUAGUGUCGGAUUGUGGCCAAAUCACAUGUCUGGAUUACGAAGCCCAGAAAAGUUACUCUUUGACUUACGAAGCGAUGGACGGAGGCGGACGAGUCACGGCAGUUAAUCUGUUUAUGGAAGUAACAGACACGAACGACAAUGCUCCUCAAUUUGCCAAGGAUAUCUACACGCACGAAGUGCUGGAAAAUACUGAAAAAAUCUUACCGCCAUUGUUUAUUAAGGCCACAGAUUCAGAUGGUCCGAGUCAAGGCAAUGGCAAAGUCACUUACAGCAUUAUGUCAAGCGAACUGGCAGAUCCCACUGCGAUUACCAUAGACCCUGAAAGUGGGGAAGUUUCCCUUACUCGCCCCCUGAAGCAUUCCGAAACACCUGCGGGAAUAGGACUGCUGAACAUUAUCAUCAGAGCAACCGAUCACGGGGAACCGCCUUUGUCUUCUACAGCAAAGUUGGUGUUGAAAGUCAAAAAAGAAAAUGAUGGAGCACCCGAAUUUUCUAAUCUUCCAUACCGAGUGAGUGUAAAGGAAAAUGCGAAAGGAGGAACUAGCGUCUUAAGAAUAGUUGCAACAGAUCCCGAUGGACCUGAUUCCGACAUUAGCUAUUUCAUUCACAAUGGAGCCAAAGAUAAUUUCGUCCUCGACCAAAAAUCAGGCCUGAUAGCUGUAGCGUCUGGAGCAGAUCUGGACAGAGAUGUUUAUGGACUUGAUUACAGCAUCAUAGUACAUGCCGUUGAUGCGGGUAACCCAGUACAGCAAACAGCUACAGCUACGGUUUCUAUAUCGGUGGAAGAUGUUAACAACAAGCCCCCUAAAUUCUCCGAAGAUUCUUACGUGAAAUAUAUUUCUGAAAGUGCCAAUAUCGGAGACGAAGUUCUCAGUGUGAUUGCAACGGAUCCAGAUGAAAAUGCCAAACUGCGUUACUCAAUAGUUGAGCCUAUUGUGGCCAGAGAUAAAACUGGUUCUGUCGUAACUUCUUCUGCUUAUAAUUACAAGAAUGCUUUCAGAAUCGAUGGAACAACAGGAAAAAUUAUUGUUAAUCAGCCAUUGGAAUAUAAUUCAGCUUCUGUUAUUAUUUUAACUGUUGAAGCAGUGGAUCUCAAUGCCGUGGAUAUAACAUUUGGAAGAGAACAGAAAACUUCAGUGGAAGUGACAAUUUACAUUCGGGCUCACGGAGAAAUGAAUCCUGUAUUUUCACCACCUUGGACACAAGCUCAUCCUGCAAUCGAAAUUACGGUACCAGAGGAAACUAUGAUUGGCUCAACUCUGCUUACAUUAUCGGCUUGGGACCCUCUCACACAUACCGUUGUCAACCACUUCGAAAAGAUAUCUGGUUCAGAUCCUGAUAAUUAUGUUUCUGUCAGCCCAGUUUCAGGUGUGGUUGCAUUAAACAGAAGAUUGGAUUUCGAAGCUCUGCCUUCAAAGCAUAUAAGUUUUAAAGUGAAGGCUAUCAUCGGAGAAGCAAAAAAUCAAAGAUCAAGCGAAGCAUCGGUCAUUAUCAAUGUUCAAGACAUUAACGAUAACAGCCCUGUAUUUUCUCAAAAUUCCUAUACAACUAGCAUUUCUGAAUCAGCAGAAUACCCUGAAAGCAUUCUGACAGUACUAGCUUCAGAUAAAGACAGUCAGGACGGUUUUGGAACAAUCAGGUAUUCCAUAUCAGGAGAUGGAAGCGACGUGUUUGACAUUGACGAAACAUCAGGUACAAUAUCGAUACGAGAAAAUGCAACCUUAGAUAGGGAGAGACAGGCAACCUAUAAUUUACAGAUUACAGCUACAGAUAAUCCCAGAGGCUUGGCCAAUCAAAGAAGGACUUCAAUUAUUGUUGUCAUCAAAAUCCUCGAUGAAAAUGACAAUGCGCCAAAAUUCAACCAAGAGAUAUACACCGCUGUGAUACCAGAAAACGUGCCAACUGAUUUCAGUAUUGUGACGGUGAAAGCAACUGACGUAGACAGCGGGGCAAACGGAGAGGUUACGUACAAACUUCAAGAAGACGGUGAAAAUCAGCCUAUGAACUUCUUUGCUGUUGAUACCGAAACCGGUGUGGUGUCAGUCAUCCGCGCUCUGUCCGGCAAAGGUCGAAGCGAUCCUUACACGGUGAUCAUUGAGGCCAGAGACAAAGGCAAUCCACCUUUGAGUUCCAUCUGCCACCUUCUGGUCGUUAUUGGAGACAUCUCUACGAAUGACGGGGUGCCACAGUUCAUUCGGCCGACUGCCGGGGAAGUGGCGUAUAUUCACGAAAAUGUAACAGUAAGAACUCAAGUAUUUCAAGUGGUCGCAUUCGACCCAGAUAAUUCAAAUACAGCCAAUGGUAAAGUAGCUUAUAAGCUACUGGACGACGAGAGAUCUGAAGAUAGUGAUUAUGAGUUUGUCAUCGAUGCAGCAACAGGUGUGAUUACAACUCAAGCUCCACUAGACAGGGAGCGCAAAGAAAAUUAUACGAUGAUCGUUGUUGCUCACGACUUUGGAUUUCCUCCUCAAGAAGCUCAUCGUGUCUUGAGGAUUUUCGUUUUAGAUGUGGAUGACAGCGAACCACAAUUUCAGCGACCAUUGAAAUCGCAGCCAAUCGAAAUUGUUUUGAAAGAGGAGGAACCAAUUGGAACGAUAGCUGGUGUUUUAAAAGCGGUUGAUAAUGACACGGGAGUCAAUUCUAUCAUCGACUAUUAUAUAUUAAAUGGCAACGAUGACGAUGUGUUCAGCAUUAGACGAUCAUCAAACAACGAAGGUGAAUUAAUGGUGCAGAAAAGAAUCGAUCGCGAAAAAGUGGACAAAUUCACCCUCACCAUUAAAGUGAGCAAACCAUCCGAACCAGUCACGGAAUUUGGUGAGCCAUACAAUUAUCAGGACUUAUCUCAAACUCAAGUGACUAUUCUGGUAGAAGAUAUUGAUGACAACCCACCAACUUUCGAGAAUUCUAACUAUGUUUUAGGAGCAAGAGGAAAUACGGAUGUUGAUACAGAAUUAAUCACCUUACAUGCUUUUGAUCCGGACGUGUCUUCUAGUCCCAUGACGUACAGCAUUAAAAGCAUGACAUUCAUUAGACCAUCAACUGAUGAAAACGUAGGUUUGGAUGCAUUUCAUAUCAAUUCUGAAACUGGUGUCAUAAACAACAACGAACCUCUGGGCAAAUACGUUGGUGGACAUUUUGACAUCACCGUCGAAGCCCGUAGUUCUCCCGAUGCUCGUUUUGUAGCUCAUGCCAAUGUUAAGAUUUACAUUCUGCAGGAUCGGGAUUUACUGAAAUUCGUAUUCUACAAGCGGCCAAAUGAAGUCAGAGAGAUAAUUCCGGAUUUUGAAAAAGCUUUGAAAGAAGCAGUUGCUCAACCAAUCUCUUUGAACAUCUAUGAUACAAAUUUUUAUGCCAGGAAUGAUGGUAGCCUAGAUUUUGAAAGCACAAGUUCGUGCUUUCAACUUCUGGAAAAUGACGUCAUUAUUGAGCCAAAGAAAGUCAUGAAGAUCCUGAAUAAAGCCAAAUCGCCAAGUGUUCGUGAAUUAUAUUCGAACUACAGCUUGGUAGCAAUCGAAAGUUGCGCUUCAAGCCGAGAAGCUUAUAGAAUGCUUUGGAGUGAAAUAGUCGUCCUUUUCAUAGCUGCCCUCAUGGCGUUUGUGUCUUUCAUACUAUGCAUACUCAUCUGCACCAUGUAUUCAAAUUAUAAGAAAAAAUUGAAGAGAAUGUCAUAUUUUCAUAGCGUAUACUUGACAGAAAAUGGGGGACAUCCACCAAUACUGAGUCCUGCUGAGCAACAAAGGAUCUACGAAUGGCAGGAAAUGAAUGCUCCUCUGGCUGAUGCUGCAUCUUUUCGUAGCUAUCCGACUCUUCGAUAAUGUUGACAGCACAUUAUUAUAUUGCAAAACUUUAAAUAAAAAAUCGGACAAAUGCCACUAUUUCUCGGAAUCCAACAACCUCAUGAUAGGUGUCAGUCAUCUACUACAAGCGGGUAUACUGAAGAAAGAAUAAUUAACGAAGAAUGAGAUGAAAUGGACAUAUUUAUAUAGCAGUAAUUUCAUGUUAAAACAUAACGUUUUGUACAGAAAUUCAUUUCCCUUUGUAUAGUUUAUAAUUUAUUAAUAUUUUAAAUAACUUGUGUCUGGA